UAACGAGAGGUAUUCCCAGCACACCUGAAAGCCCGCAGAGCUGAAACUCCACUCGGCUUGUGCACUUAUAACACCGUGAAUCCUCAGUUUGGUGCUACGAAAUUACAUCCCAAACCCAUUUCACUCAACAUUGGAAUGUUUUAAUGAUUAUCAAACGUCAUGAAGACUAAGUACUCACACGUUAAUAGCAAUGUAACGUGAUCAGUCACUCGGUAUCCUCAACAGUGAAUGAACAAUUCGGUAUCUUUCUUGUUGGAGCAAGUAGUCAACUAGUGUGAUUGAGACGACUAACAGUAGAAACAGCGGUAUGAGGUACGGCAUGACAGUGCAUGGGAGAGGAUUUAGUGCGUUUAUCAGGAACAUGUGGUGGCUGCUCUUCUUCCUCGGUCUGGGACAGUUCCAGGUCAGUGGACAACUGUUGGAUACGGACUUUCAACCGACGGUGACGGCAACGUGUAAAGCUGGAUUCAUGACAAUACGGGUUAAUCUGAAUGAGAGUUUUGUGGGGGCUGUGCACGCAAAGGACAAGAGGAUGCCACCGUGCAUGGUAGUUGGGAAUGGCUCCAAACAGGCAACUCUCGGAAUUAAUCUUUUGGCACAGCAGGGGGCCCCCGAUUACUGCGGCGUGCAUGUUAAUAACCACACUGACGAAAGAUCCCUCCAGAUUGUUGUGAGAAUACACAAGACCCUGGAGCUUGCGGAUGACAAGUUUUAUGUAAUUACUUGUGGCAAAGCUGGCUUUCCAAAUUCCAAAAACGAAACAUCAACAGUAUCAUUGUCCAUCCUCGAUAAUGAUGGUCGUCGUGUGAAGGAGGCAGUAUUCAGUCACAACUACACACUGCGAGCGGAAAUAUCGCGGCCCGAUGGGAUCUUCGGGAUGAGAGUGAAGUCUUGCUUUGUAUUCAGCGCAACGAGGGACCCCGUCUAUUUGAGUGAUGAGAGAGGGUGUCCGACUCUUACCAGAGGCAUCACCAAAUUCACUUACGAUAAAAAUACAGGCAUUGCCGAUGCCACUAUCAUCACUAUGUUCAAACUGACUGAUCACGAUCAAGUGCAUUUACAGUGUAACGUAGCUGUUUGCAGAGGAAGCUGUGGAGUGCCCGUAUGCGAUGGAGACCCUCCAUCGACGGGUGUAAAGGGUCGGGAGGAGCCAGUGGGGCCCGAAGAGAGUUCCCUGCUUGUUGGUACCAGUGUAUUCAUCCUCAUGCCUGGUGAAAUACCUCGUUCGCUGGCUGUUGGAACUGAGAGUCUUCACUCCCAGUGGUUAUUGUGGCUGGCGAUAGCCUUCGGCAUUCUCUUUUUGAUAAUGCUUAUUAUAAAUAUAUUCCUCUGCUCAGCUAUGUCAUGCAGUUGUGCACGCACAGAAAUAAUUGAGAAGGAGCCGUCGAUAAUCGAAGAUUACGAUCCAUAUCGCAGUUGGCCGGGCUCACAGUAUGGCUCCAGGUACUCACUGAACGGUAAACCAGGUUAUCCGUCCGGCGGAUCAACGAUGAACUCGACGCGAUCGAUAUCGACAAACAGCGAUCACUAUGCGAUUGUUCACUCACGUCCAGGAAGCAGGUACUCAGGCCCAGGUCACAAGCACCAUCAUCAUCAUCAUCGAGGUCCACCCUCCAACAUCGGCUCUCACUACUCCGCAAAGUGAUGGCUCCACCCCUUCCAUUAAAAUCCUUGCAACGAACUUCGAAAAAAAAGAACAAAAUAAAAACAAAUAAAAUAAAAACGGAGCGAGUCCAGUUGGCUCGUUACACCCAUAGACUUAAUUCUCUUAGUCAUGAAGAUGAAAUUUAAAAAAAUGUUAAUAACUUGAAGACACCAGUGAAGAGCAGAUCAACUAGGUGAUUGAUAAUCACGUGGAAUAAUAGUACUUUGUAACAUCAAUUUAUUAUUAAGGUUAUCUGUAAUUGAGUCUGUUGAAUAGACUUAAUUUUUGUACAUAAAUUUUUAUUGAUUUUAAA
Diachasmimorpha longicaudata is the source of this 1958-nucleotide messenger RNA. RefSeq lists its product as uncharacterized. The transcript is spliced from 8 exons. Lineage: Eukaryota; Metazoa; Arthropoda; Insecta; Hymenoptera; Braconidae. The record is from RefSeq and is a predicted model, not a curated record. Bases 308 to 1645 code for a protein of 445 amino acids.